Molecule: messenger RNA, 330 nt
Organism: Macrosiphum euphorbiae (potato aphid)
Lineage: Eukaryota; Metazoa; Arthropoda; Insecta; Hemiptera; Aphididae
Source: the annotation of a GenBank genome assembly
AUGAUGAGAGCCCAUGAUUCACCACUUGCUGAAGAUAUAGUUUUUGUUGAUUCUACUAGUUCUUGUGACCCAGAAAACCAUUGUAUUACUUUUUUAUUAACACCGUGUGCAUCUAGUGCUGCACCAUUCGGUGUUCUUAUAACAAAAGGUCAAAGUAAAGAAUCAUAUAAAGCUGGAUUUCUAUUGAUUAAAAAUAAUGUACAGAAUGCCUUUGAUGGGAAAGGUUUUCCUACCAUAUUUUUAACAGACAAUUCAGAUUCAGAAAUUAAUGCUUUGAAAGCAGUUUGGUCAAACUUAAAAUCUCUUCUUUGCAUAUUUCAUAUAUUGUAA